UUAAAUAGCGCUCCCCUAGUCACGUGAUCUAAGUUUCCCGCAAUAUUUUGAGAGCUGUGCCGUGAGCGAGAUAAACGUGCAAACAUAUUAUUGAAAAGUUGACAACUUGUCAUGGAUGGAGAUACAACGCAGCCGAACGGGGGGGUGACUGGCAGUGAGAAGAGGGAAGGGUACCUGGAGUGGCCGGAGUACUUCAUGGCCAUCGCGUUCCUCUCCGCUCAGAGAAGCAAGGACCCCAGAACACAGGUCGGAGCAUGUAUUGUCAACAAGGAGAAGAAGAUUGUUGGGAUUGGCUACAACGGGAUGCCCAAUGGCUGCAGUGACGACCUGAUGCCAUGGGGGAGGGAUGCGGAGAAUGUACUCCAGACCAAACAUUUAUAUGUUUGUCAUGCCGAGCUGAAUGCUGUGUUAAACAAGAACUCUGCGGACGUGAAAGACUGUACCAUAUAUGUGGCUCUGUUUCCGUGUAAUGAAUGCGCCAAGGUCGUCAUCCAGUCCGGCAUCAGGGAAGUGGUGUACUAUUCGGACAAGUACCACGACAAGCCCGAGUUCAUAGCGUCCAAGAAGCUGCUGGAUUUAGCUGGAAUUACUUACAGACAAUAUCGGCCAGCCAGACAGCAGAUUGUGAUCGACUUCAGCUCCAUCGAGGCCCUGAACAACAAUGUGGCAGAAGACCUAAAGAAGAUCAAUCUGGACGAGUCCGGAACUCAGUGAUGACUCAGUGAUGACUUGUCGGGAAAGACGAUUGUGGCGGGAGCCAAGUGGAACAUGCUUGGGCUUCAUCAGCAACUGGGGCGUUUUGUUCUCUCAAGUGUCUGAACGUCGUCAAGUUGUCAUGAAGCUUGAAACUUGUUAGGUAUAGUGUGAGUGAGUGAGUGAGUGCG
Messenger RNA from Haliotis rufescens (red abalone), 884 nucleotides. Its product is annotated as deoxycytidylate deaminase-like. The coding region runs from base 112 to 714 and encodes 200 amino acids. Gene Ontology annotation, molecular function: dCMP deaminase activity; zinc ion binding. Gene Ontology annotation, cellular component: cytoplasm. The transcript is spliced from 5 exons. Gene Ontology annotation, biological process: dUMP biosynthetic process; dTMP biosynthetic process. Lineage: Eukaryota; Metazoa; Mollusca; Gastropoda; Lepetellida; Haliotidae. The record is from RefSeq and is a predicted model, not a curated record.